Messenger RNA from Dovyalis caffra, 2445 nucleotides. NCBI's taxonomy places the organism in Eukaryota, Viridiplantae, Streptophyta, Magnoliopsida, Malpighiales, Salicaceae. The record is from the annotation of a GenBank genome assembly.
AUGCCUGAACCGCCUCCUUCUCCUUCUUCCUCUUCUACUCGUGCACUUUCUUACUUGAAACUUCAAUUCUUUGCUCGUGUCAGGAGGUUCUUGCAAACUAAGACGACACAAAAGGGUGUUAAAUCAAGAACCAAAGUUACGGUUAUCAAUAAAGAAGAACAAGUAACUACUGUACUGGAUACACAAAUCAAUAGUGAUGAUGAUGAUUCUGUGGUGCUCCAAAGAUCAGUGAAGAGACUUCACUUCGGAAGCUGGGAAGAGAAGGAGAUGGCAGCUCUUGAGAUUGAAAGAUUAGCUAGAGAAGAUGUUAAGAUGAGAAAGUUGAUGGCAGAGCUUGGUGUUAUUCCUGCCUUGGUGGGGAUGGCGGCUUCGGAAGCAGCUGGCCGUCAGACAGUGGCUGUUAAGGCUUUGAUUGAGCUUGCUAAUGGAAUUUACACGAACAAGGCUCUCAUGGUAGAAGCAGGAAUCUUCUCAAAGCUACCAAAGAACAUAGAUGUUUUAAAAGAACCAACAAGACAUGAAUUUGCAGAAUUAAUCCUGUCAUUAUCUUCGCUGGCGAAUCAUACACAAUUCCCUCUUGCUUCAUCAGAAGUUCUGCCAUUUCUAAUCGGAAUUCUUGAGUCGAGCUCAAGUUACGAAACCAAGGAGUCAUGCUUGGGUACUCUAUACAACCUGUCGGCUGUGUUAGACAAUGCAGGACCUUUGCUCUCUAAUGGGGUAGUUCAAACUCUCUUGAGGGUAAUAUCACUAAAAGAACUAUCAGAGAAAGCUCUUGCAACACUAGGCCAUUUAGUGGUGACCUUAAUGGGGAAGAAGGCAAUAGAAAACGGUUCACUUGUGCCAGAGAGCUUGAUAGAGAUAAUGACAUGGGAGGACAAACCAAAAUGUCAAGAAUUAUCAGCUUAUAUUUUGAUGAUUCUAGCUCAUCAAAGUUCAGCCCAACGCGAUAAAAUGGUUAAAUCUGGGAUUGUCCCAGUACUUCUUGAAGUGGCAUUACUGGGGAGUCCUCUAGCUCAAAAGAGAGCACUAAAACUGCUGCAAUGGUUCAAAGAUGAGAGGCAAACAAGGAUGGGGCCACAUUCGGGGCCUCAAACAGCAAGGGUUGCAAUAGGAUCACCUGCAAAUCAUUGGGAAGCUCAAGAAGGAAAGAAAUUGAUGAAGGACAUGGUGAAGCAAAGUUUAUAUAAGAACAUGGAGUUGAUAACCCGGCGAGCCAAUGCUACUUCAGGGGACUCUUCUAAGCUCAAGUCCUUGGGUUUAUUACGUGCUAACCACCAAUCCUCCUCCUUCUCCACCACCACAGCCACCAUGGACUUCAUUAAAAAACGCAAAGCCGACGAAAACGGCAGCUCAAUCCCCAUCGGCACCACUCCACCGUCCCCAAUCACCCCACUAACGCCCGGAGAAAUCCGUAAAAUACUUGAACCAUUCACAAAAGACCAACUAUUAGACAUCCUCCAAUCCGCGACACUUCAGCACUCUGAUAUCCUUAACUCUGUCCGUUCCGUAGCGGACGGCGACAUCUCCCUCAGAAAGCUCUUUAUUCGCGGCCUCUCUUCCGAAACAACCUCAGAAACCCUCCGACUUCUCUUUUCUGCCUUCGGAGAACUCGAAGAAGCUAUUGUUAUUCACGACAAGAAUACAGGUAAAUCGAAAGGUUUUGGGUUUAUUACAUUCAAACACGUGGACUCUGCGAUGCUUUCCAUUAGAGAACCUAGUAAAAAAAUUGAUGGAAGGAUUACUGUUACGCAAGUAGCAUCGAAUAAUUCCAGUACUAGUGAUGUUUCGUUAAGGAAAGUUUAUGUUGGGAACGUGCCUUUUGAGAUUACUUCGGAGAGAUUGUUAGGGUUUUUCUCAAUGUAUGGUGAGAUUGAAGAAGGCCCGCUUGGGUUUGAUAAAACCUCUGGGAAAUCAAAGGGUUUUGCCUUUCUUAUAUAUAAGACCGAGGAAGGGGCUAAGGCUGCAAUUGCUGAUCCUAUGAAGAUUGUUGAUGGGCAUCAAGUUGUUUGUAAGUUAGCUGUUGAUAAUAAAAGGGUUAAUAAGACUCUUCAGGGUGGUGCAAUUGCACAAACUUCACAGCCGUUGACGCAUCCACCAUUCCCACAACCACAACCACAAAUUCCAUUUUCCGGGGUAGCAGGAAAUUUACAAAAUUAUGGGCCUGGUCAUAAUAAUAGCUAUCAGUUGAAUACUUCAUUGACAGGUUCUGGAUAUAAUGGUGCUUAUAGGGUUCCUCCCUAUGUAGGGGCGGGUUCCAAUGAUGGUGGAUUGAAUAAUGCAGGGGCUUCUAUGUAUAGGAUGCCGCCGAAUUCAGGUUCUGGGGUAUAUCCUGAUGCUGGGUCUUUUGCGAUGCCUCAGCAACAGCAGCCAUCUUCAAUUCCAUUGCCACCUAGAUUCUCCCAUGGAGCUGGAGGGAUGUAUCAGGGUAUGCCGCCAUAUUUCUGA